Molecule: messenger RNA, 472 nt
Organism: Anastrepha obliqua
Lineage: Eukaryota; Metazoa; Arthropoda; Insecta; Diptera; Tephritidae
Product: NPC intracellular cholesterol transporter 2-like
Exons: 3
Coding region: 1-462 (153 amino acids)
Biological process (GO): intracellular cholesterol transport
Molecular function (GO): sterol binding
Source: RefSeq, a predicted model, not a curated record
AUGUACCGUUUGGUUAUUGUAUGUUUCGCGCUCUUUUUGACCGCCGCGUGGGCUACCGAUGUUAAGCAGUGCACAAAUGGUCAGCCAUUGCCGCUCAGUGUUGACAUUGAAGGCUGCGACCAGACGCCCUGCAAUGUUGUCAAGGGCACCACAGCGCUGAUGAAAGUCAACUUUGUGGGUAUUCACGACAAUACUAAGAAAAUAACCGCUGUUGUGCAUGCCACCACCUUAGGCAUCACCGUGCCCUACCCCCUGCCCGAAGACGUGGCCGAUGUAUGCAGUAAUUUGUUGUAUGGCGCCUCUUGUCCUAUCGAUAAAUCCGAGGAUGUGGUGUACAACUUCAAAUUCGACAUUGAUUCCUCGUAUCCGGAGAUCAAAGUAAAAGUACAGCUGAAUUUGGUUGAUGAAAGCAAUGAAUCUGUUGCUUGCUUCACUGCCGAUAUAAAAGUGCAGAAAGCUUAGGAUGUUGAUU